Ictalurus furcatus (blue catfish) is the source of this 1878-nucleotide messenger RNA. Its product is annotated as dopamine beta-hydroxylase-like. The record is from RefSeq and is a predicted model, not a curated record. Gene Ontology annotation, cellular component: secretory granule membrane. Gene Ontology annotation, biological process: dopamine catabolic process; norepinephrine biosynthetic process; octopamine biosynthetic process. Gene Ontology annotation, molecular function: copper ion binding; dopamine beta-monooxygenase activity. Lineage: Eukaryota; Metazoa; Chordata; Actinopteri; Siluriformes; Ictaluridae.
AUGCGUCUGUUAAACAAGGACCUGCGUCUGCAGGAUGUCACGCUGAUCUACGCGAUCCUGCUCGUUGCCCUGGUGGUCCUCCUGGUUGCACCGUACCACGCUUCAUCCCCAUCUUUGUCUCCGUCUUCAUCUUCGUCUCCAGACGACCCCUCGAGACCUUCCUUACCCUACCACGUCCCACUGGAUCCCGCCGGGCAGCUGGAGCUCUACUGGAACAUCAGUUACGCCAAGCAGGAGGUGUACAUGGAGCUCCGAGCCAAGGAGCUGCGCCAUGGUCUCCUGCUGGGCAUGUCGGACCGCGGGGAACCCACCGACGCCGACCUAGUGCUUCUGUGGAACGAUGGGCACAAGUCCUACUUUGGGGAUGCGUGGAGUGAUGAUGAAGGCCGGGUAACGUUGGACAGUCAGCAGGAUUACGAGCUGCUGGAUGCACGGAACACUCCGGAAGGCUUUUCUUUGCUCUUCAAGAGACCCUUCAGUACCUGCGAUCCCCAUGACUACGUUAUAGAGGAAGGAACAGUCCACCUGAUCUUCAGCAUACUCGAUCAGCCAAUCCACUCUCUUCGUCAGCUCAACGUGUCCCGCCUCCAACCUGGCGUUCAGCGAAUCCUUCUGCUGCGUCCUGAUGCGCCCAGCCCCUCUCUUCCGUCGGACGUGCGCACACUGGAGGUUCUGGCCCCCGACAUCGUUAUCCCUGACCAGGAGACCACCUACUGGUGCUAUAUGUACCAACUGCCCCCCAACAUGCCCAAGAACCACAUCGUCAUGUAUGAGGCGGUGGUGAACGUGGGGAACGAGGCCAUCGUGCAUCAUAUGGAGGUGUUCGAAUGCUCGCCUCACAUGGACUCCGUCCCUCAGUACAGCGGCUCCUGCGACUCCAAGAUGAAGCCGACGAAGCUGAACUCCUGCCGACACGUCCUGGCAGCGUGGGCCCUCGGAGCCGAGCCAUUCUACUACCCCUCGGAUGCCGGCCUUCCUCUGGGUGGAAAAGGUUCCUCUAGGUUCCUUCGUUUGGAGGUGCACUAUCACAACCCACUCCUCAUCUCAGGGCGUCGUGACUCCUCGGGUAUCCGUCUGUGGUUCACUCCGUCUCUGAGGCGCUUCGACGCCGGGAUCAUGGAGCUCGGUUUGGUCUACACGCCCGUCAUGGCCAUCCCUCCUCACCAGCACACGUUCCAUCUCACGGGCUACUGCACUGCCGAGUGCACACGCACGGCGCUGCCUCCUGGAGGGAUCCAUAUUUUUGCGUCUCAGCUGCACACACACCUGGCGGGCCGAGGCGUCCGCACCGUGCUGGUGAGAGGAGGCAGAGAGGUGGAGGUGGUGCAGGAGGACAAACACUUCAGCACACACUAUCAGAUCAUCCGCAUCCUCAGGAAGAUGGUGACUGUUCUGCCAGGUGAUGUGCUUCUGACAAAAUGCACUUACAACACAGAAGACCGAGUCAAAGCUACAGUGGGUGGAUUUGGGAUCAUGGAGGAGAUGUGUGUGAAUUAUGUGCACUAUUACCCACGUACACAGCUGGAGCUCUGUAAGAGUCACGUAGACCCUGAUUACCUGCAGAGAUACUUCAGCAUCAUCAACAGGUUCCAUGGCGGGGACAGCUGCAGCUGCUCUCAGACGACAGUAGAGGACCAGUUCUCCGCCGUGACCUGGGACUCCUUCAGUGCCGAGGUGCUCGACUCGCUGUACACCACCUCACCCAUCUCCAUGCACUGUAACCAGUCCAUCGCCGAGCUCUUCCCCGGCGACUGGGAGAAACGGAAGAUUCCCCAGGUGUUAAUGGAGCUCCAGCCAGCCGCGCGACCUUGUGACCCGAGCCGAGCGCCGGCUCAGAGUAACGGCCCUACCGAGGUCCGACCCCGACGCAGCGGAUAA